Messenger RNA from Malaclemys terrapin pileata, 1119 nucleotides. RefSeq lists its product as uncharacterized. The record is from RefSeq and is a predicted model, not a curated record. Lineage: Eukaryota; Metazoa; Chordata; Testudines; Emydidae. Bases 48 to 740 code for a protein of 230 amino acids. The transcript is spliced from 2 exons.
UUUGUGGAUUCGUCGGAUUGAGCCAGAUCUGGGAACUUCACUCUACAAUGCCUGACUCGGAGCCUUGCACCCCUGACACCCCAUCUGCCACUGCUUCACCAUCAUCCUCUGAAGAACAUGGGCCUUCCACAGCUCCAUCGUCACCAUCCCCCUCUUGUGAGCCUGGCGCCUCGUCGUUUUCACCACCAUUAUCUGCCUGCAUCUCAACCUUCCAUCCUGAACUGCCUCCUAUUCCACCACCAGCAUCUGCCUCCCCUGCCACCCUGCACCCUGGACUUUCCCCUGUCCCACCACUGCCUGCUUCUAGCUCAUCCCUACACCCUGGAAUUUACUCACCAGCAGCUGUCUCACAUGCCAAUGCCACUCACCUUAUUGAUUGGUUGCCCUAUCUUGCCUCAGGAACAUCCGCCAUCGUCCGGGGGACAGAGGAAGAGCUGCCGCACACAGGGACAGGCCCCACCGAGAAUGUGAAAAGGUGUGGAAGUGUGCCUCUGCGUGUUUAUGGGGAGGGAGAUGAUCAGGCGGGAUGUGUGGAGGAGCUGCCUCCUGAGACUGUUUGCUCAUCUCCGGCUGCCCACAGCAAGCCCUCCAGUUCUGAGCAGGCAUCAGUGAGUGUAGGAGACAUACUGUCAGAGUUGCGGAUAAUGAACAGUCACCUUUCUAUCAUAGCUCGAGCCCUCAGCCAGUUAGCAUCAUCCUUUGCACCCCAGCAGGAUUCCACAGAUGCCCCAGCUCCUUAGGGCACUCUUCACUGCACAGUUAACCCGAGCUCUUACCUGGGUUUGGAGGUGCUUCCAGCCUGGGCUAGCUUACCUGGCUGGGGGUGGGUUUGGGUCAGAGCCCAAGCUCUGCUUUAACUCAGGCUGAACAAACCCACCUUGCAAUGAGGCAAAAUCACUUGGAUGCUGCUAGUCCUCCAAUGGUCUUCUGAUAAUUCCUCCCGGAAGGGCAGACAAGUUCUCCCACAACUGACACAAGUGACUGGGAAAGAAUCCUACAGCAGUGGCUCUCAACCUUUCCAGACUACUGUAUCCCUUUCAGGAGCCUGAGUUGUCUUGCGUACCCCAAGUUUCACCUCACUUAAAAAUGACUUGCUUACAAAAUCAGACAUAAAACUAC